AUGAACAAGGACAAUCAAAAAAGACAAAGCAGACCACCAGCUUGCCAACCUGUAAAAGCCGAAGUAUCCGCAGAUUCUCAAGCCACAAUCGACAAUAGACCAAAAAAUGGCUGUCGACCCUCUAAUAAUGUUUUCCAACCUUGUGAUAAUGUUUGUCAACCUUGUGAUCAACCUUGUAAGGAUGUUUGUCGACGAGAUGAGCAUGUCAAUAUACAGUCAAGGCAAUUUGAUAAUGUUUUGUGUAGCAGCACCCCCUGUAGCGUUAGUCCAUACCCCGGAUUUGAGAGUUUGAAUUAUGAUACAUGCGGGCUUGAACAACCACCACCUGAGAUCUUUACAGCACCUCAAU
Racocetra persica is the source of this 349-nucleotide messenger RNA. The record is from the annotation of a GenBank genome assembly. Lineage: Eukaryota; Fungi; Glomeromycota; Glomeromycetes; Diversisporales; Gigasporaceae.